AGCAGCGCUCUAAAGUGGCGGCGAACUGCCCAGGGGCAGAUAAACACGGACGCAGCCUGCCGAUCGCUACCCGUUUUGCUUCUUGCUCGGGUUUCGCACGGGCAGUCUUGUACCCCGCGCCCCGCUGUCUGCAAAACCCAAAGUUCUCAACUUGUAUUCGCUCUGAAUUCCGCCAUUUUUGGGGGCCGGCAGAUGGGAGGAGGUUUGUUUGGUUUGUGCAAGAUGGCGGCUCCCAUGGACUGGCACUGCUUUGCAUCUGGAGGGAUUUAACUCAACAGAUAUCCAACAUUUAUAUGUAUUUUAACGGAGCAGAAGCCACUCUAGUCGUUUGACGGCUGUGACUUUUCAUUUCUGACGAACAGCCCCAUCGCCUCGAUUCGCCUGCUCUGAAGGCGGCAGAGCGGGCGGCCCCCGGGAGAGGCUCUACCAGAGCCGGCUUUCUCUCACACUGCCGGCCCCGCUGCAGCGGGGUGCUGUAAAAUGGCGGGCGGCUCCCACAGGUUUUGCUCCGCCGUGAGCACGUAUUGAUUUUAAAAUUUUUGACAAGAAACCUCCAAGUUGUUACACUUUUUUGGAGGGGAUUCUUCCAAAUUAUAACUGAGCUGCUUAUUGACAGUUGGUUUUUGUAUCCAUUUCUGAUCUCUUUAAAGAAGCGAUGGCCUCUCCUGCAUCGGUGGGCGCUGGGGCAGCCUCAUCGGGCUCGGCUUUGCAGCCCCGGUGGAAAAGGGUCCUUGGCUGGUCUGGCCCGGUCCCCCGACCCAGGCAUGGACACCGAGCCGUCUCCAUCAAGGAGCUCAUGGUGGUGUUUGGAGGUGGAAACGAAGGGAUCGUGGAUGAACUUCACGUAUACAACACUGCCACCAAUCAAUGGUUUAUCCCAGCAGUUCGAGGUGACAUCCCACCUGGAUGCGCCGCUUAUGGAUUUGUGUGUGAUGGUACUCGUCUUCUUGUCUUUGGAGGCAUGGUGGAGUAUGGAAAAUACAGCAAUGACUUGUAUGAACUGCAGGCCAGUCGAUGGGAGUGGAAAAGACUGAAACCCAAAGCCCCAAAGAAUGGACCUCCACCUUGUCCUCGCCUAGGACAUAGCUUUUCAUUAGUGGGAAAUAAAUGCUAUUUAUUCGGAGGAUUGGCCAAUGACAGUGAAGAUCCAAAAAACAACAUUCCCAGGUAUUUAAAUGACCUAUAUGUCCUAGAGUUGCGCACAGGCUCCAGUGUUGUAGGAUGGGAUAUCCCAAUCACGUAUGGUGUGUUGCCCCCACCACGGGAGAGCCAUACUGCUGUAGUAUAUACGGAAAAGGAGAGCAAAAAAUCACGUCUUGUAAUCUAUGGUGGAAUGAGUGGCUGCAGACUUGGUGACCUUUGGACACUUGAUAUUGAUACUUUAACUUGGAACAAGCCUACAUUGAGUGGCACAGCCCCUUUGCCACGUAGUUUGCACUCUGCCACCACAAUUGGAAACAAAAUGUAUGUUUUUGGUGGCUGGGUCCCCUUGGUCAUGGAUGAUGUGAAAGUUGCAACACAUGAAAAGGAAUGGAAAUGUACAAACACGUUGGCCUGUCUAAAUCUGGAUUCUAUGACCUGGGAGCCAAUUGUAAUGGACACACUGGAAGAUAACAUCCCUCGGGCAAGAGCAGGUCACUGUGCUGUUGCUAUCAAUUCCCGACUGUAUGUGUGGAGUGGGCGUGAUGGAUACCGUAAAGCCUGGAACAACCAAGUCUGCUGCAAAGACUUGUGGUAUCUUGAGACUGAAAAACCUCCUGCUCCCUCACGAGUUCAACUGGUUCGUGCUAACACAAACUCACUUGAAGUGAGUUGGGGUGCUGUUCCUACUGCAGAUAGCUACUUACUGCAGUUGCAGAAAUAUGAUAUCCCAGCAGCAACUGCAGUUACUUCUCCAACUCUAAAUCCUACUCCUUCUCUGCCAGUAAACCCUCCUAAAAGCCCUGCCCCAGCUGCAGCAGCACCCUCAGCCCAGAGCCUUCCACACACGGGUAUUACCCUUGUUCCACAGUCUGCUUCACCAACAACAUCAGGGCUGCCUGUUCUGCCAUCCAUGCCAGGAAGUCCUCUUGGUGCUGCCACUGCAAGGGGACCAGCCAUUUUGAAAGUGGCAGCUCCCCAGUCCUCUACAGGAACAUCAAUUGUAACAGUGCGACAAGCUAACCAGGUGGGGAAAUCUCCUGUCACAGUCACAUCCUUACCAGCUGGGGUUAGAAUGGUAGUUCCAGCACAGAGUGGGCAGGGAGCGGCAAUUGGGAGCAGUCCACAGAUGAGUGGCAUGGCUGCCUUGGCAGCAGCUGCAGCUGCAACACAGAAGAUCCCUCCUUCAUCUUCAGCCACCAUGCUUAAUGUCCCAGCAGGAGCAACAAUUGUGAAGACAGUGGCUGUUACCCCAGGUUCUUCCACAAUCCCUGCCACUGUUAAAGUAGCUUCUCCUGUCAUGGUAAGCAACCCUGCAACACGGAUGUUGAAGACUGCAGCUGCACAGGUGGGCACUUCUGCCACCUCUACCCCAAACACACCAACAAGACCCAUUAUUACUGUGCACAAGUCGGGCACUGUCACUGUAGCACAACAGGCGCAAGUGGUUACUACUGUGGUUGGUGGAGUUACAAAAACAAUUACUCUAGUAAAAAGUCCCAUCACAAUGCCUGGUGGUAGUGCUUUGAUUUCCAAUUUAGGUAAAGUCAUGUCUGUUGUCCAAACAAAGCCAGUGCAGACAUCGGCAGUAACUGGACAAGCUUCAACAAAUCCAGUGACACAAAUUAUUCAGACAAAAGGUCCCUUGCCUGCUGGAACCAUUUUGAAGUUGGUAACGUCAGCUGAUGGAAAGCCUACUACCAUCAUCACAACAACACAAGCUGGAGGAACAGGAAACAAGCCCACUAUUUUGGGGAUCAGCAGUGUUUCCCCUACCACAACUACAAAGCCUGGCACCACAACCAUUAUAAAGACUAUUCCUAUGUCUGCCAUCAUGACGCAGCCUGGGGGAACAGGCGUAACAAGUAGUCCAGGAAUCAAGUCACCCAUUACUAUCAUAACUACUAAAAUGAUGACCUCUGGAACAGGAGCACCUGCCAAAAUAAUUACUGCUGUUCCUAAAUUGACUGCAGGACCUGGUCAGCAAGGAGUUACUCAGGUGGUUUUAAAGGGUCCUCCUGGCCAGCCUGGCACUAUACUUCGCACUGUUCCAAUGGGAGGAGUUCGAUUGGUCACCCCUGUCACGGUCUCAGCUGUGAAACCCACAGUCACCACUCUUGUUGUUAAAGGUACCACAGGUGUUACAACUCUGGGUACUAUGACAGGAACUGUUUCAACCAGCCUUGCAGGAGGUAGUGUUGCUAGUGCCAAUGCGUCUUUAGCCACACCUAUUACUACACUUGGAACCAUUGCUACUCUCUCCAGCCAGGUUAUUAAUCCCACGGCAAUUACUGUGUCUGCAGCUCCCACAAGUCUUACUGGAGCAACUGGGCUUUCUACUCCAACAAUCACCAUGCAGCCUGUUAACCAGCCCACUCAAGUUACCUUAAUAACUACUCCCAGUGGUGUAGAGGCACAACCUGUCCAAGACCUACCUGUGUCCAUCCUGGCUUCUCCAACAUCUGAGCAACCCACAACUGUCACAAUUGCAGAGUCUGGUUCUGGUGAUCAGCCAGGCACAGUCACAUUGGUUUGCUCCAAUCCACCAUGUGAGACGCAUGAGACUGGAACUACCAACACAUCCACAACAGCCAUGUCCAGCAUGGGUUCAGUCCAGAGAUUGUGCUCUAAUCCUCCAUGUGAGACCCAUGAGACUGGUACCACUAACACUUCCACAACUGCCAUGUCCAAUAUGUCUUCAGUCCCUAGAGUUUGUUCAAAUCCACCAUGUGAAACUCAUGAAACUGGUACCACUAGCACACCUACAACAGCUGUAUGCAAUAUGGGAUCUGUCCAGCAGGUGUGUUCAAAUCCACCUUGUGAGACCCAUGAAACAGGUACUACUAACACAUUCACAACGUCCUCGUCAAACAUGAGUUCCAACCAGGGAGCUUUGCAAAAUGUUUGUUCAAGUCCUCCAUCUGAAACCCAGGAGACUGGCACAACCUCAACAUCUACUACAGCUUCAUCUAAUAUGGGAUCUGACCAGGUUGAACUGGUUCAGAGUACUGGUGGUUCUGCUGUUUCAUGCCCAUCGGUUUCCGUCAGCUCAGAUGAAGCUCCUUCAGGCUCCAGUGUUGUCUUGCAGACCUCCAGUUUGCAGAGGGAGAAUUUACGAACAGGCACCACAAAUACAUCAACCAUAGCUAGAUCCAACAUGGGCUCGGAUAUAACUGGCACAGUGCCAAGUGCACAGUCUAACCAGCCAACCCACAAAACAUCUAUGGUUGGGACAGCUUGUCCAAUUUCUUCAGUGUCUAGCUCUACAGAUACGGUGCAAAAUGGUUGCUCCAACCCACCAUGUGAAACACAUGAAACUGGCACCACCAGCACUUCCACAACAGUCUCUUCCAGUAUGGGUUCCAACGAGGCUGAUUUAAUCCAAAGGGUUUGCUCAAAUCCUCCUUGUGAAACACAUGAAACUGGUACCACAAACACCUCAACGACUGCUUCAUCCAGUAUGGGGUCAACACAGACAGAAACUGUGCAGCGAGUGUGCUCGAAUCCUCCAUGUGAAACGCAUGAAACAGGAACUACAAACACGGCUACAACUGCCACCUCAAGCAUGGGCACUAAUGAAGCCCAGCAGAGUGGUGACACAGUCCAGGAAGAAGCCGUAACAACAGCUUCGGCUACUCCUCCAUCUCCUCAGACUCCUGUUACGUCCUCUCCUCCGGCAACUCUAAGUUCUACACAGAACCGAGCAGUGACAAUUUUGACCCAGUCAACACCCACACCAGGUCCUGCAGUGCCCAUUAUUUCCUCCAUCUCAGAAGGAAGUUCAAUUUUGGAGAGUGAAAUUCCAGAGGAAGUCACAGAACCCAUUCCUACUGAAGAAGCCCAGCCAUCUCUUGAUUCUGAACAAGAUCAGGAUCAUUCUGGGGCUAAUCUUACUUCAGACGAUCUUCUUGAUGCUUCUGAAGCUAUGCAGACAGAGCCAUCUGAGUCUGAGGCUCAUUCUCAGUCUCAACUCCUAGAUGCUGCUUCUGUUGGAGAGACUACUGAUACUACCCUUCAUGCACAGGAUGUUGAUCUUCAGGCAGCCAUGGAAACACAGGGUGUUCAGGAAGAACCUGAAGACCAAGGAGAGGCAAAUCAGGCAACAACUGAUGUAGAACCACUCUCUUUACCGCAGGAAUUAAUGGCUGAAACCCAGCCUUCUACGUUAAUGGUGACUGGACUUACCCCUGAAGAACUAGCAGUCACAGCUGCUGCAGAAGCUGCUGCUCAGGCUGCAGCUACAGAAGAAGCACAAGCAUUGGCAAUACAGGCAGUACUACAAGCUGCACAACAGGCUGUAAUGAGUGCAGGGGAUGCAAUGGACACAUCAGACACGGGGCAUGAAGGCCAGCAGACAACAAUUCCUAUUGUGUUGACACAGCAGGAGUUGGCAGCACUUGUACAACAGCAACAUCAACUUCAGGAGGCUCAGGCUGCUGCUGCUGCAGCAGCCGCAGCUGUUGCACAGCAGCAAGCAAACACACAACAACACCAUCAUCAAGCUGCAGCUUUGCCUACUGAGGCUCUGGCACCUGCGGAUAGCCUUAAUGACCCAUCAAGUGAGAGCAAUGGACACAGUGAGCUGGCUAGUGCUGUGACAAGUGCUGUGGCUGGAUUACUUCCAGCAACCCCAACUGAAAGUUUGGCUCCUUCCAGCACGUUUGCCCCUCCACAACCCAUUGUGGUGGCCAGUCCAGCAAAAAUGCAGGCUGCAGCUGCCUUGGCUGAGGUAGCUAAUGGGAUUGAAUCUGCAGGUUUGAAGUCAGAUACAAUGACUACCCCAGCCCCAACAAAAGUUCCAGUUAAGAAGGAGAACCAGUGGUUUGAUGUUGGUGUCAUCAAGGGAACGAAUAUGGUAGUGACACACUACUAUUUACCUGCUGAUGACACGCCUGUUGGAGAUGAGGACACUUCUACUAUUCCAGACUAUAACCAGCUAAAGAAAGUAGAACUUCAGCCUGGCACUGCCUACAAGUUUCGGGUAGCUGGAAUCAAUGCUUGUGGCAGAGGUCCCUUUAGUGAGAUUUCAGCAUUUAAAACGUGCUUGCCAGGCUUUCCAGGAGCACCUUGUGCCAUCAAAAUCAGCAAGAGUCCAGAUGGAGCACACUUGACAUGGGAGCCACCUUCAGUAACGUCAGGAAAGAUCAUAGAGUAUUCUGUUUACUUAGCAAUCCAGAGUGCACAGGCUGGGGAGCCGAAGACAUCUGCCCCCGCCCAACUUGCAUUUAUGCGAGUGUAUUGUGGACCCAGCCCUUCAUGUUUGGUGCAGUCGUCCAGUCUUUCCAAUGCUCACAUAGAUUAUACCACCAAGCCUGCCAUUAUCUUCCGCAUUGCUGCCCGCAAUGAGAAGGGCUAUGGCCCUGCUACCCAAGUCAGGUGGCUUCAAGAGUCAAACAAAGAUGGCACAGCAGCAAAGCCUGCAGGGAAGCGACCUGUCUCCUCCUCCCCAGAAGUGAAAGCCUCUGGUCCAAAGAAAGUGAAGUCCGAUCAGUAGUGAGUUUAAUGGGCCAUGAUUUCCUCCCUUCCCUCCUCCUGCCAUUUGUUUUCAUGGUUACAGAGAACUGCUGGCUCAAUAUUGGGACACGUAGGGUGCCCUACAGACCCUGUAUCCCACCCCAGUGAUCUUCAUUAAACAUAAGGACAACGUGGGGCUUUAAGGUGCAAAAGCAGUCUUUCUUGCAUUGCUUUGACUUAUAUGUUGGUGUUACUCUUCAAGCAAAACAAUGAAAAAGCACACUUUUACCAUCUGUAAGUGUUUAAAAGUAGACAAGAAAAUCAGCUUCAAUAUAUUUUCUUUGUUUAUGGAAAAAGCAAAGGAAACUUGUCCUGCAAUAAAUUCUUGACACUUUUCCUACUUUUUAAUCUUCAUUUGCCUACCCCACCCCCCAACCCCAAAUAUUAAGAAAAUCUCAUGCCCACCACCCUCGAAGGAUUAUCACCGCAGUAAUUUCCAGAUGCUUUUGUUUUUGAGGAACUUUAAAAAUGGAUACAAGUUUCAAAAAGGAAAAAUUCAGCAAAGGAAAGAAAGCACUUGUCUUUUGGUUAGUGUGGUUGGAAGUGACAUCUAUUUUUUUAUUAUUAUUAUUAUUAUUAUUAUUUUUCCUCCAUUUUAAAGGAUCAGACUUCAUUAAGUGGCAAAUAAGAGGCCGGACUUGAACAACUGUCUCCUUACAAUUUACAAUCACUGUGCAGUUAAUACUAGGGGAGGAAUAGGAAAGUGCAAUUCAGACCUGCUAUGGUGUCUUUUUUUUCUCCUUUAAACUUUUUGUUAAAAUCACAGAGAAACAAAAGUGAAUUUUGGGGCGGGUAAAGCAUGAAGGAUUCUCUUUUUUGUUAGGAAGUACUUUGUACCAUGUUAGAUUUGCAGAAGUAAUGUUGACCUUUUUUGUGUAUUGUCUCAUCUCCUUUCCCUGUCCUCCUCUUCCACAGUGCGUCUUCAGUCGAAAAGGAAAGAAUUUAUUUCACAUAGAAACAUGUACCGUUAUAGUGUAUAAGGGAUCGAACUGUGUGAGCUUAAAGAUGGGAGACAUUCUUGUCCACAAGUCAUUGUAUUAUUUAAAUAUGCCAAAAGUUCCUAAGAGAUUGGUAUUGCCUUUCUAGCCCCCUACUCACCUUUUAUUUUCAGGUGUCCCCCUGCAUUUUAAACAGGAUAAAUCCAGAGCGCGCAAAUAUUUGGAAUACAGUGCGAGAAACUUUUGUAAGAAGUCCAGAGAAGAUAAGACGUUCAAAGCAAAAUGAGAACGUAAAAACUGUGUAUUAUAUUUGCUUCUGUCUUUUGCAGAAAGAUGUUGAUAGGGUUUGGGUGAGUUAAGAAAUUUGGGAAUUUUUUUUCCUAGGAGGGAGGGGUAGUUGGGAAUUGAAGCACGAGCAUUGGCCUAGCCAAAGUUUCUGAUCAAUUGUAAAUUAGUUCAUUCAUAUAGCCAGAAGAUUAAAAAUAAUCUUGGCCUUUUUUUAUAUAAUUAACUGUAACAAAACUGUUUUUACAUGUUGGUCAUUUCUUGAUUGCCUCUUUUUGUGUCUUGACAUAAAACGAACAGAAAUAC
Molecule: messenger RNA, 8183 nt
Organism: Polypterus senegalus (gray bichir)
Lineage: Eukaryota; Metazoa; Chordata; Cladistia; Polypteriformes; Polypteridae
Gene: hcfc1b
Product: host cell factor C1b
Exons: 26
Coding region: 656-6634 (1992 amino acids)
Biological process (GO): chromatin remodeling; regulation of DNA-templated transcription
Cellular component (GO): histone methyltransferase complex
Molecular function (GO): transcription coactivator activity; protein binding
Source: RefSeq, a predicted model, not a curated record